This is a messenger RNA of Polistes dominula (European paper wasp), 882 nucleotides long. It is a transcript of the gene RpL7, whose product is annotated as ribosomal protein L7. The record is from RefSeq and is a predicted model, not a curated record. Gene Ontology annotation, biological process: maturation of LSU-rRNA from tricistronic rRNA transcript (SSU-rRNA, 5.8S rRNA, LSU-rRNA). Gene Ontology annotation, cellular component: cytosolic large ribosomal subunit. NCBI's taxonomy places the organism in Eukaryota, Metazoa, Arthropoda, Insecta, Hymenoptera, Vespidae. Gene Ontology annotation, molecular function: structural constituent of ribosome; RNA binding.
UAAACGCGCCAUCUGUUAUAAAAUUCUUUUUUCCGUUGAACAGAAAGGUAGCAAGAUCUUUUCCUAAUUGCAACCAUGUCGGAAGAAAAAAAAGACGUUGUUGAAGCGAAAAAGCUUCCAGUAGUACCAGAAUCGGUACUUAAAAAGAGGAAACGGCGUGAAGCGGUUAAAGCUACACGUUUACAAACAUCCAUUAAGCAACGUGCAAAUCGUUAUAAAAAGCGCAAGGUUAUUUUCAAAAGAGCGGAAAAUUAUGUUAAGGAAUACCGAACAAAAGAACGAGAUGAAAUUAGGUUGAUCAGACAAGCUAAGAAUCGAGGAAAUUAUUACAUUCCUGGUGAAGCCAAAUUAGCAUUUGUUAUACGUAUUCGUGGUGUUAAUCAAGUUGCGCCAAAAGUACGUAAAGUACUUCAACUCUUCCGUUUGAAACAAAUUAACAAUGGUGUUUUCGUAAAACUGAAUAAGGCCACCAUAAAUAUGCUUCGCAUUGUCGAACCUUAUAUUACUUGGGGAUAUCCAAACUUGAAAUCAGUUAGAGAAUUGAUUUACAAACGCGGUUUUGCUAAAAUAAAUCGCCAACGUAUCCCUAUAACAAGUAAUAAUAUUAUAGAAAAAAAACUUGGUCGUUCAGGCAUUAUCUGUAUGGAAGACCUGAUACAUGAAAUAUUUACUGUAGGAUCAAAGUUCAAAUACGCAAGCAACUUUUUGUGGCCAUUCAAGUUAAAUACUCCUAAUGGUGGAUGGAGAAAGAAGACCAAUCACUACGUAGAAGGAGGUGACUUCGGAAAUCGCGAAGACAAAAUCAAUGAGCUUCUCAGGAGAAUGGUUUAAAUUUAUAAUCUUAAUUAAUAAAUCAAAUCUCUCUCGCUUAUUAUCAAUAAA